This is a messenger RNA of Melopsittacus undulatus (budgerigar), 6130 nucleotides long. It is a transcript of the gene GART, whose product is annotated as phosphoribosylglycinamide formyltransferase, phosphoribosylglycinamide synthetase, phosphoribosylaminoimidazole synthetase. The record is from RefSeq and is a predicted model, not a curated record. The transcript has 26 exons. The coding region runs from base 1901 to 4912 and encodes 1003 amino acids. NCBI's taxonomy places the organism in Eukaryota, Metazoa, Chordata, Aves, Psittaciformes, Psittaculidae. Gene Ontology annotation, biological process: adenine biosynthetic process; 'de novo' IMP biosynthetic process. Gene Ontology annotation, cellular component: cytosol. Gene Ontology annotation, molecular function: metal ion binding; phosphoribosylformylglycinamidine cyclo-ligase activity; phosphoribosylamine-glycine ligase activity.
AUGUCGCGGUGUGCGCUGGGUACUGUAGUUUUCGUUGGCGGCGCGGCGGAGGAUGCCCUCCCGCUCCUUAAAAUCACUCUCAAGGAAAGAGGCAAGGUCCCUGUCCCGCAGAGCCUCAGUUCAGGCCGUAAAAGAGACCUAUCUGCACAAUUGGCAUGGUGAUUUCCCCCUGGAAACUGAUACACAUAGGAAAAAACACAUGGAGAGGCUUGCAUCUCUUCCCCAGCCCUCAUGUCAUUUUCUGAUCCAGCUCACCCUGGAGCAAGCUGGUGCAAAAGAUCUAAAUGACUGACUGGUAAAGCUAGAAACUAAUACUCAGUGAGGUUGCAGCUUAAUUGCACAGCCUGCCGGCUUUGUGUCUUUCCUGUCCCCUGUGAGUCUUCAUUUCUUUUUCUUCUCCUGCCUAAGUUCAAGAGGAAGUACAAAGCCAGGUGAUAAGAACUCUAUUCCAGGGACUGAGGGGGUGUGUGUUUGAACCUUCUUAGUGAUGCUGAGCUUGGGUUCUUUGAGUUUGGGGCUCUGACCUACUGGAAGAGUUGGCCAGCUUCUUGGUGGGCCUUACCUUUUGUGAAGGAUAAAGGUCUCUAGGGUGAUGCUCAUUCUCUGCUGACUAACUGCUCUGGAAGUUGACUUGUCUUCACUCUAUCCUCAUGUCCUCUCCACUUGGAUACACAGAGUGAUCAGCUUGUUUUUGCUUUCAUGUUCUUACUUCAUAUAAGUUCAUUCUUCCUUCUUUACAAUAGCAGACAAUGGUUGCUGAAGGAAAUUAUGCUCCAUGUUCUGGAAUUUUUAAGGAUUUCACGAAUUGUUUCCAAAAAACCUGAGCGUAUGAUAAGCCUCACAGAAGAAAUAUCUAGCUUGUGAAUGGCUUGAAGUCUUUUGAGAACAGGUUUUUGACUCUUGUAUUAGAGACAAAAUAAAAGGAAAUGUCACCUCUUGGAAUUUCGGUUUUUAAUGGAAGAUCUUGCUGGGCAGCAGAGGGCCUACAUGACAUUUUCUAUGUCAGUGCAAAAAAAGACAGGCUGCUUCUGCUAGAUUUGAGCCUCCUAAACUGGGAUUGCCACCAGAAGUUCUUCUCAAGCUGCAUCCCUAAAUAAAAGUUGCUAGGAUACCACUUGUGGGAUGCACAAAUAACACUGACUUUCAAAACAAAUGGCUGAAACUUAAUUUUUACUCACACUAUGUUAAAAAUCGGUUACAUUUUAUUUGAACAUAUGCUACAUGGCUUGUUCAUUUUACUUGCUCCCAUAUAAAACUUCAUGCUGUAUAUUAUUAAUUUAUUUUUUUUUAGCUGAAAGUAGUGUUACAAUAUGUUCCUUCAGGGGAAAAAAAUAAGUGGUUCUUUGAGUUGCCAGCAUGGUGAGUUACUUUAGCUGGCAAGAGUGUCCCUGGAUCUUCACACCUGUCCUAGUUUUAAGCAGUAGGCUUAGCAGAGCAGGAAAGUGCAUCAUGCACCUUGUUGUUUCAUGCUGUUGAUAUUCAUAGGACUAUACAUAGCCUCAUUUUUAUGCAUAGCCAAAAUGUGUACCCUCAUUUUUAAAUAAAAAGAGAAUGGUUACAGUCUUGAGUAACAAAUAGAUUUUAACUGCAAAAAAUAUGUAGGAUGGGACAGAAUUCAUUUUGCAUGUUCAGAAACAACAGGCUCUGCUGCUUCUGCUCUGCAAAGGUUUUACUCUUCACUCCUAGACCAUAUAUCUGCAUGCGAGUUUCUGUCCCCUCUUCCCGGCUGGAGUGGCUGGUCUUUCUUGUUCAUUGGCUAGUUGCAGUGUCGUCAGUGGGGCGGUAGUACUGGGACAGGGGUACUACUUUUGAACUGGAGGCUGCUUAUCUCCUUUUUCUUUGCACAUCUGAACUCUUGAGCACUACUUUCCUCCGACUGCCGGCACAUAGGGUAGGACUAAUGGCUGAUCAAGUGCUUGUGAUUGGCAGUGGAGGGAGAGAGCAUGCGCUGGCCUGGAAGUUGGCCCAGUCUCCACAUGUAAAACAUGUGUUUGUUGCACCAGGAAAUGCAGGAACAGCUGACAGUGGAAAAAUUUCAAAUUCAGCUAUUUCAAUCAGCAAUCAUGCUGCACUCGCCCAGUUCUGCAGAGAUCAGGAGAUCAAGCUGGUUGUGGUUGGUCCAGAGGUUCCUCUUGCUGCUGGGAUUGUUGAUGAUUUGACAGCAGCUGGAGUAAGGUGUUUCGGUCCAACGGCAAAGGCAGCUCAGCUGGAGUCCAGUAAGAGCUUUACCAAAGCCUUUUUGGAUCGUCACGAAAUCCCAACUGCAAGAUGGAAAUCUUUUACUGAUCCCAAAGCAGCAUGUAGCUUUAUUAACAGUGCAAACUUCCCUGCUUUAGUUGUAAAAGCUAGUGGCCUGGCAGCUGGCAAAGGAGUAAUCGUGGCUUCAAACAAGGAAGAAGCAUGCAAAGCUGUUACUGAAAUCAUGCAGGAUAAGACUUUUGGCACAGCUGGGGAAACCGUUGUUGUUGAAGAACUUCUUGAAGGAGAAGAAGUUUCUUGCUUAUGUUUCACUGAUGGCGUCACAGUUGCUUCCAUGCCUCCAGCCCAGGACCACAAGAGAUUAAUGGAUGGAGAUGAAGGCCCUAAUACUGGAGGGAUGGGAGCUUAUUCCCCAGCACCUCAGAUAUCUAAAGAUUUACUGCAGAAAAUAAGAGAUACUGUUCUUCAAAAAACUGUUGAUGGCAUGAGGAAAGAAGGUGUCCCCUAUUUUGGUGUGCUUUAUGCUGGGUUAAUGCUUACCAAAGAUGGACCUAAAGUUCUCGAGUUUAACUGCAGAUUUGGUGACCCAGAAUGUCAGGUAAUUCUUCCACUAUUGAAAAGUGAUUUGUAUGAAGUCAUGCAAGCAGUUAUCAAUAAAAGGUUGUCUAGUUCCAUGCCAGUGUGGCUUGAAGAUGGUGCAGCUGUGACGGUGGUCAUGGCUAGCGAAGGGUAUCCAGGAACAUAUCCCAAGGGUUUGGAAAUAACAGGACUUUCUAAGGCUAAGCAGCUAGGACUGGAGGUGUUCCAUGCAGGCACAGCCCUGAAGGAUGGCAGAGUGGUGACUAGUGGAGGAAGAGUCCUUACAGUAACUGCUAUUAAAGAAGAUCUUAUGACAGCACUGCAAGAAGCCAACAAGGGAGUUGCAGCUAUACACUUCAGGGGUGCCAUUUAUAGAAAGGACAUUGGUUAUCGGGGUAUAGCUUUCCUGACACAAUCCAGAGGCCUGACUUACAAAAACAGUGGAGUAGACAUUGCAGCAGGGAAUACUUUGGUUCAGAAAAUUAAACCGCUAGCUUCAGCUACAUCAAGGUCAGGCUGCAAUGCGGAGCUUGGAGGGUUUGCUGGCCUCUUUGAUUUGAAAGCAGCUGGUUACAAAGAUCCUAUCUUGGUAUCUGGAACUGAUGGUGUUGGCACAAAACUCAAGAUUGCACAAGUGUGUAAGAAACAUGACACCAUAGGUCAAGACCUGGUUGCCAUGUGUGUGAAUGACAUCUUGGCUCAAGGAGCAGAGCCCCUCUUCUUCCUUGACUAUUUUGCCUGUGGCAGACUUGACGUGGAAAUAGCUCAGGGUGUCAUUGCAGGAAUAGCUGAAGCUUGCAAAAAAGCAGGAUGUGCACUUUUAGGAGGAGAAACUGCUGAAAUGCCAGGCAUGUAUCCACCCGGAGAGUAUGACCUGGCUGGCUUUGCUGUUGGUGCAGUGGAGCGAGGGCAGAUGCUGCCUCAGCUGGAGAGAAUCACUGAUGGAGAUGUGGUCAUUGGAGUAGCUUCUUCAGGGGUUCACAGCAAUGGAUACAGCCUUGUAAGGAAGAUUGUGGAAAAAUCAUCAUUUGAUUUCUCUUCUCCGGUUGAUGUCUCUGGUUAUCAGACAUUAGGAGAUCUCUUGUUAACCCCAACGAAAAUCUACAGUAAGACUCUGUUGCCUGUCCUCCGCUCAGGCCAUGUGAAAGCCUAUGCUCACAUCACUGGAGGGGGCUUGCUGGAAAAUAUCCCCAGAGUUCUCCCAGAGUCCUUUGGUGUUGUUUUAGAUGCUCUUACUUGGAAGAUUCCUGAAAUCUUUUGCUGGCUCCAUAAAGAAGGGAACCUCUCUGAGGAAGAAAUGACUCGGACAUUUAAUUGUGGCAUCGGUGCUGUCUUGGUAGUUCAGAAGGAGCUGGCUCAGCAGGUCCUCAAGGACAUAGAGAGACAUGAGGCAGCGUGGCUGAUCGGGAAAGUUGUCUCCCUUCAAAAAGGCUCUGCCCAUGUUAAAGUCCAUAACCUGCUUCGAGCCUUGCAGGCAAAUAGGUCAUUGUCUCUGCGCAGCCAUAUCCAAGGCAAAAUCCCUACAAAGAAAGUGAAGGUUGCUGUCCUUAUCUCUGGAACAGGCACAAAUCUGGAAGCCCUUAUAAGCAGCACAAAGAAACCCACCAGUUUUGCGCAAAUAGUUCUUGUUGUUUCUAACAAAGCUGGUGUGGAGGGGUUAAGGAGAGCUGAGAGAGCUGGUAUUUCUACAAGGGUUAUUGACCAUAAAUUGUAUGAAAGUCGCACUGAAUUUGAUAGUGCUGUUGACAAAGUCCUUGAAGAAUUCUCAGUUGAACUGAUCUGUCUGGCUGGAUUUAUGAGAAUACUGUCAGGUCCUUUUGUCAAAAAAUGGGAAGGAAAAAUACUGAACAUCCACCCAUCUCUGCUGCCUUCUUUUAAGGGUGCAAAUGCCCACAAAUUGGUGUUACAGGCUGGAGUGCGGGUCACAGGCUGCACUGUACACUUUGUAGCUGAGGAAGUUGAUGCUGGAGCAAUCAUUUUCCAAGAGGCAGUUCCAGUUAAGGUUGGUGACACAGUGGAGACCCUGUCUGAAAGGGUGAAGGAGGCUGAGCACCGAGCCUUCCCUGCUGCCCUGCAGCUUGUUGCCAGUGGGGCUGUGCAGGUUGGAGAAGCCGGCAAGAUCUACUGGAAGUAGGAGCAUCACGUCCGCCAGUGUCCUUAGCUGGGGCAGCUGGAUGCCUUAAUUGAUAGAAACAGAAGUCACAGACUAGUAACACGGACGCUGCAUUCUCUUCACAUAGUGUUUUCAACAUAGAGUUUACCAUGUCAUGUUCUCACUCAAAUGAAUAGAGAUUCAAAGGAAAAUCUGGAGAAAGCCACAAGUGGGAAUAUUGAGGAAGGGGGCUGUUCUCAGUAGUUUCACUGAUGGCUCUGUUACAUGUUUCCUAAGUAUAAUCACUUUAUUUGCCAUCAUUUGGGCUCUCAAUCAAUUUCUUGACAAACAAAAAACCCAUUCUCUUGGUUACAGAGAGAUCUGAGCAUCUCUCAGGUUGACUUGGGAACAUCAGUAUUACUGUCUAACAGACCAUAUGGGCUAUAACAGAGGACCCUCUUCUCAUGUGCUGUGGAGUGUUUGUGGGGAAAAGUAAUGGAAAUGUGAGAGACAGCUAAAGGCAAAAACUUUACUCAUAAAAAUCUCUAGCCAAAACAAGAACUGUCCUCCCAAAACACUAAGUAUUCCUGCAGGUAAUAAAAUUGACUUUUUCCCAUAUAGUUUCUAUUUCAAUGUUGGUAGAUUUUGUCUGGCCUAGGUUCUGGAAAUAGCCCGUAAUUUCAGGCUUUGGACCUGCUGUCAGGUGCUGAAUAGACUUAAAUGUCCAAUGACUAUUUGCCCUUGAGCCAUCCCCAUGUGAAUCCACAUACAAAUUUGCAUCAGAGAUUUAUUCAGAGACAACAUUUUGGCUUUUUUUCUUUUUAACAAGCAGACAGAGGGUUAGGACUAGAUACAGAAUGUGUUCUGGCUUGUGAGACAUGCUUCAGCAAUUCUGCUGAAGUUAAGUGCCUUUAUUCUUGGACCAGUAUUUUCAAUUGAAAUAUUGAUGGAUUUUCACUGAUGGAAACAAUAAGGGUUUUGAACAGCUCAAUUCUGGUGAAAAAGCACCUGGUUUUUUUUUGAUAUUUUAAUAUUAGUUGUAGAAACAUUUAAAUAUAUUUACUAAAGUAAUCUGUUUUCCCCCAUACAAUCCAGAAGCAUCUGACUGAAGCUGAUUAUGUAUGUUUCAGAGCUCUCCUUUAAUACAGAGAAAGCUAAUUUGUGUUCUGUGCACUGAAGUCCUUAUGGUACUUCCAUGUUAACAUAAUCUCAAUUUGGAUUUGAAAUCAUGUUUAAUAAAGUUAAAAGUUUAAGCAUCAA